Messenger RNA from Plasmopara halstedii, 753 nucleotides. RefSeq names its product u3 small nucleolar rna-associated. The record is from RefSeq and is a predicted model, not a curated record. Gene Ontology annotation, cellular component: small-subunit processome; nucleolus. The coding region runs from base 1 to 753 and encodes 250 amino acids. Gene Ontology annotation, biological process: rRNA processing. NCBI's taxonomy places the organism in Eukaryota, Oomycota, Peronosporomycetes, Peronosporales, Peronosporaceae. The transcript has a single exon.
AUGUCGUCUCUGCGCAACGUGGUAAAGCGUCGUGAGCACAAGGAGCGUGGUCAGCUACGUGACCGACGAAAGCUUGGUCUCUUGGAAAAGCACAAGGACUAUGUGAAGCGUGCACAGGAUUACAACAGUAAGCAGAAGCGGCUUAAAAUGCUGCAGCUUAAGGCUGCGCUGCGUAAUCCGGACGAGUUCUACCACCGCAUGCAUAAUAACAAGACGGAGGGUGGUGUGCAUAUAUCCACGCACAAUCAUCUUAAAUCAUUAAGCACAGAGGCUCUUCGAACGCUUAAGACGCAGGACUUGGCCUACUUACAUCUGAAACGCGCUGUGGACCUACGCAAGGCUGAGAGACUCAACCGCGGUCUUCACUUUGUAGACGCGCCAAAGGAUAACAAGCAUACGGUGUUCGUGGAUGACAAAGAGCAGGUUGAGAACUUUGAUGUGGCUCAAUACUUUGAUACGGUUCCUGAGCUUGCAGACAGGGCAUUUAAUCGUAUUCGCAGGCGCGACCUUGAAAUGGUGGAACUGCCCGAUAUGGCGGCAUCUCCGAAGCAGAAGUACAAAAUGCAGGUGGAACGGGACGCUUUGUACAGAGAACUAAGGGAUCGAUUGACACGUGCCAAAAAGAUUGGGCAAAUGAGCGCCAAACUAGACUUGGAACGAAAGGUCCAGGCCAAAGGCAGGAAAAGGAAAGUCAAAGCCGCGGAGAACGGUAUGCCCGCUGUGUAUCGCUGGAAGCAGCAGCGACAGAAAUAA